AUGAAUUCGCUGGCGAACAAUAUCACCAAACCAACACUUGUGGACGUACUCAACAAUGAAACGUCGUAUCCAUAUUCAUUAGAUGAUUUCGCAACCUUCUUGGAUCAAACUUAUUGUUUGGAGAAUCUGGAAUUUUGGUUGGCAGUGAAAAGAUAUCGAUAUCACGCCAACAAUUAUUUUAAUUCGAAUUCCACCUCGGUUCCGGUGCUUUUAAUGUCAGAAGCUGCUGAAAUAACAUCCGAUAAUUAUUAUUUUGAUGACGCCUCGUUACGCGGCGAUACUCCAGCUCAUUUAGAUUUUCUCAAGCAAAAACUUCACGAGUUGCUCACCAGAUUCAUCUUGCCAAAUUCACCAAGAGAGAUCAAUAUCGUCUCAACGACUAGAGAUGACCUGUUGUCAAAUGUUUUUCAAUAUAAUAAUUAUCACCCUUCCAUACUUGACCCUGUUACCCAUCAAGUAUUUGAGUUGAUGCAAACAAGCAGUUUCAAUCAAUUUUUAAUUGAGGCCGGUAAUACCGAAUUAAGAAUGUCUGGCGAGGAUAGCGAAAGUCAAGAUUCAGAUUAUUCUUCUGGGGUUAGCUUCCGCGGUAUUACUCGUUCAAUGGCCAGUAAAUAUCGUGCCAAACAAAGAUUUGGGGCUGGUUUAAAACAAAAUCAUGUUGCGAUUGAAGGUGAAUCAAAUACCCCAUUUGAUUCUACUACCAAUCUAAUAAAUGCUACCGAGACAUCCAAUAUUUCUACUACCACCUCACCGAACGCCCAUCAUCGUUUAACGUUGACAGAUACAACUUUAAACACUUCAGCUCCUUUAACAACCAACAAAGAAUCUUCUUCCAAUCCGGAUCAAGAAACAACUAACGUUUCUUUAUCAUUACAACAACCUCAAGAUAAUUUGAUAAAUUUAUCUGGCUGGAGUGUCGUUGCUUCGUGGAAAAAUGAAAAUUUUCAAAUGAACGAGCAUCAAAAUGCUUAUUUAGAAAAGAUGUUUGCCUCGGAAAUUUUUCCUAGAGUUUAUUUGGGAACUCAAAUGGCAGCUACUGAUAAAGCUUGGUUAGAAGAUCAUAACGUUACCCAUAUCCUUACCAUUUCUGACGGAAUUACUCCAGCUUAUCCAGAGUCUUAUACAUAUAAAGUAAUCCCCAUUCGUGAUUUUGGCUCCCAAAAUAUAAUUGUUCACUUUGAAAAUACGCAUAAAUUUAUUCAUUCGGCUUUACAAGAGGACAAAGGAAAUAUCUUAAUUCAUUGCCAAGCUGGAAUUUCUCGAGCCCCAACAGUUAUGAUUGCGUAUAUUAUGAAAACUCGCAAAAUGACAUUCGAAGCCGCGCUCGAAUUCGUUAUUUCCAAACGUCCUAUAAUCUGUCCGAAUUUAGGAUUUCGUCAACAGUUGAAAUUGUAUGAAUCAUUGGGGUGUCAAAAAUUGAAGUCAAAUCCAAAGUAUUGGGGUUUCUUGGUUAAAAAAUGGAGUGAUAGAUUAUUAUUGUGA
This is a messenger RNA of Funneliformis caledonium, 1482 nucleotides long. Lineage: Eukaryota; Fungi; Glomeromycota; Glomeromycetes; Glomerales; Glomeraceae. The record is from the annotation of a GenBank genome assembly.